CUCAGCCAUCGCUGGCACCGAUAUCAGAAGUGGGAUCUGAUUCCCACUGGCGCACUAUGUUCGAGAUCCAACAGAAAAAUAUGAUGCAAUUGAUUGAGGCUAUUCGAACACCAGUAUCGACACCCAAUAUAUCUCUGCCGGAGUUCAACCCAGAACAAGCAGAUGCUGAUCCACGUGCUUGGUGUGCAACGAUUGACAUCUGCGUUAAUGAACGUCCUCUGGAAGGUGCAUCGCUUAUCAUAGCUCUCAGUAAGGCACUGAAGGGCACCGCCUCGUCGUGGCUGUCACAAAUCUCCCAUGCGGGUAUGACUUGGCAACACUUCCGUGACCUGUUUCUCGCACGUUACGAUUCCACGGAAACACUUGCCGCGAUGCUUAUCGGUGUGAAUAACGGCAAGCCGAAGGAUGCGGUCACAUAGCCUCCAACUGUCAUCGUGGCAACGCGGGCGCGGGCAGCUCGACCUUGGAGGGCCGAGCAGGCCAUAGCAGCGGAGGCGG
Vanessa atalanta (red admiral) is the source of this 498-nucleotide messenger RNA. RefSeq lists its product as uncharacterized. The transcript has 2 exons. Bases 57 to 419 code for a protein of 120 amino acids. NCBI's taxonomy places the organism in Eukaryota, Metazoa, Arthropoda, Insecta, Lepidoptera, Nymphalidae. The record is from RefSeq and is a predicted model, not a curated record.